Molecule: messenger RNA, 759 nt
Organism: Peronospora matthiolae
Lineage: Eukaryota; Oomycota; Peronosporomycetes; Peronosporales; Peronosporaceae
Source: the annotation of a GenBank genome assembly
AUGGCGGAUAGAGUUACGGUCGCGGAGACGCUGGCGAAGUUACCGCAGAAGAAGUUCUACCGCUCUCGGGCACACUGCAACCCGCUGUCGCAUAACGACUGCUUUGACUAUCCACAGACUCCGGAGGACAUGGACUGGUCAAGCCACUACCCGGGCAUCGAACACCCGAGCGUGGACUUUUUGGAUGUCGGUUGCGGCUUUGGGGGUCUCACAGUGAAGCUCGCCGAGCUGUUUCCCGACAAGUUGACGCUGGCACUCGAGAUCCGUGCCAAAGUGACCGAGUACGUCCGUCUGCGUAUCGAGGCACUGCGAGUCGAGAAGUCGUGCCAGUUCCAGAACGUGUCGGUGCUGCGUACGAAUGCAAUGCGCUAUCUGCCGCAUUACUUUCGGAAGGGACAACUUAGCAAACUGUUCUUUUGCUUCCCGGACCCGCAGUUCAAGACGCGGCUGCAUCGCCGCCGUAUUGUGCACACGCCGCUGCUUGCAGAAUAUGCAUUCCUGUUGGCUCCUGGUGGGAUCUUGUACACCAUCACGGAUGUGGAAGAACUACACGAGUGGCACGUAGACAAGUGCUCGAGUCACCCGUGUUUCACCCGUAUCCCGGACUGUGAAUUGGAGUCCGAUCCGUGCGUGAAAGCCAUGACAGAAGAGACGGAGGAAGGCAAGAAGGUCGCUCGUGGUGGCGGCAAAAAGUAUGUGGCCGUGUUUCGACGGAAGGCCAACGAAGAUGUUGCGGUCGACAAUCUCUUUUGGUUCUAA